Silurus meridionalis is the source of this 2339-nucleotide messenger RNA. It is a transcript of the gene evlb, whose product is annotated as Enah/Vasp-like b. Gene Ontology annotation, molecular function: SH3 domain binding; profilin binding; actin binding. Gene Ontology annotation, biological process: actin polymerization or depolymerization; positive regulation of actin filament polymerization; protein homotetramerization. Lineage: Eukaryota; Metazoa; Chordata; Actinopteri; Siluriformes; Siluridae. The transcript is spliced from 13 exons. Bases 437 to 1693 code for a protein of 418 amino acids. The record is from RefSeq and is a predicted model, not a curated record. Gene Ontology annotation, cellular component: cytoskeleton.
CUGAGGGUGAUGCUUCAUAUGGAAUAACUCUCCGUUCCAUUCUCUCAGAGGAGAGGGUUUUUAUUUCUCUUUUCCAUGUGACUCUGUAGUGUGUUAUACUUUCAGGAUUGAUUCAAUGAGGAUUUAAUUGCUCAUUGUCUUCCCACCUAAAAAAGACAUUUAAAUUAUUUCAUUCCAUAUUUCCUAAGCAAAUUCCUUUCCUGGGUCAUUGUUCAGCUGAGUGUCUUCUCCAUCAACGUGUGAUGGCAGGGGAGGUGAGAUCAGACAGCUUGCUCUGCCCUUUGUGCAACUCCUGCUUGGAUGAGAUGCAGUUGCUCUUUCAGUCUUUGAACCGCUAACGAAUCCUAUUUUGAUUGGAGGAAGAACGCAGCUUACAGCACACUGAACGAUUCACAAGUGAACAAGAGCACCAGUUUCUCUGCUAUGACCCAAAACAAUGGAUAUUAAUCUGCAGUCACAUCUCAUCUACUUCCCCCAGAUCUACUGUGAUGCCAGCACUCAGGUCAUUGAGUAUAAGCUCAGUGAGCAGAGUAUUUGCCAGGCCCGUGCCUCUGUGAUGGUCUACGAUGACACCAGCAAGAAGUGGGUGCCCAUCAAACCAGGCCAACAAGGCUUCAGUCGCAUUAAUAUCUACCACAACACUGCCAACAACACUUUUCGUGUGGUGGGGGUCAAACUGCAGGAUCAGCAGGUUGUCAUUAACUACUCCAUUGUAAAGGGGCUGAAGUAUAAUCAGGCAACUCCUACAUUUCAUCAAUGGCGUGAUGCUAGGCAGGUGUAUGGACUCAACUUUGCCAGUAAGGAGGAGGCCACCACCUUCUCCAAUGCCAUGCUGUUUGCUCUUAAUGUGCUCAGCACACAGGAUGGAGGUCCAGCAGUUCAGCGCCAGGUACAGAACGGUCCCACAGCAGAAGAACUGGAGGUCCAGAGAAGGCAGAUGGAGAUGCAGCAACAGCAGCAAAUGCAGGCACAUAUUGAGAGAGAGCGACGCUCAUCCAACUCAGGCUCUCCAUUUCAGGGACAUCCCGCAUUGCUCUCGGUGGCACCCCCAAGUAUAGUGCCACCCGUCAUGUCAAUUGGAGGUCCGUGCUUGCCUCCACCUCCUCCUCCUGCACCUCCCGGGCCUCCACCUCCAACAGCAGGAGCCCCUCCUCCUCCACCACCCCCUUUACCUCUGGGAGGAGGUGGAUAUGGAGGUCAUCCUCAUCCUCAUCAUCAUCACGAGGAUCCGCACGCAUCCACUGGCCUCGCCGCCAUGAUCGCCGGGGCCAAACUGCGCCGAGUGCAGAGGUCUGAUGAAAAUUCAGGAGCCAAAAACGAUGCCAAUCGGACAAGCGGAGGGAGUGGGGGCUUGAUGGAGGAGAUGAACGCCCUGCUUGCACGAAGACGGAAAGCUGCAAACCAGUCAGAGAAAGAAGGAGACUGCUUUAAUGAUGAUGCAAAUUCCUCUCCAAUGUCUAGAGGACAGAACGCAGAUGGUGCAAAGAAGCCAUGGGAUCGAGCCAACUCUGCAGAGAGAGCAUCACUGGUAUCAAGAGUUCGGCCCGUAGGCAGUAGCACUGACACAGACGCCUUAGACUUGGAUAGAAUGAAACAAGAAAUCUUAGAAGAAGUUGUUCGGGAAUUGCACAAGGUGAAAGAUGAAAUCAUUGAUGCCAUCAGACAUGAACUUAGUAGAAUUAGUACGACAUAAUCUCCCAGCCUCAUGUGAUCCCUCGUUUAUGAGCCCUGACCCGUGGCAGGAACUGCUGUAGCUGAUGACGGGACGACACCUAGCAGCGUUACCGCCAUAUUAAAGCAAAUGUAUCAGUUUGCUUCAAUAUGUAGUCUACAUUGUGGUACACCUCAGAUAUAAAAACAAAUGGAAGACACUUGCACUGACCUCUCUGUUUAUAUUUGGCAAAGACCUUUUCAAGUGGUUAAUGUCUUUAUAGGAAUUUGUUCUAGAUUUUUCUUCUCUUUUUAAUUGCUAUAAUUAUUAUUAUUAUUAUUAUUAUUAUUAUUGGUGGUGGUGGUAGCAGUGUUUAUUUUGGUGGUAUUGUGUAUUUAUUUACAGACAUUAAUAAUAAUAAUAAUAAUAAUAAUAAUAUGUCUAUGUCAGCCUUUUUACAUUGUUUGACUUAUUUUCCUUUGCUCACAUUAACAAUAUUUGUUUCUCACCAUGAUUUUGUAAAAAAAAAAAAAAAGAAAGAAAAAGAUUUUUUUAACUCCUUUUGGCAACAGAGAUGUGUAACCACUAACAGCAAGGUGGAACAUGACACUGAGGGACAGGAGACAAACUUUCUUUUUGGAUAUUGCAAUCUUGCAAAAAAAAUAAACCAACAAAAACAAAAACACUA